Messenger RNA from Struthio camelus australis, 3379 nucleotides. Lineage: Eukaryota; Metazoa; Chordata; Aves; Struthioniformes; Struthionidae. The record is from RefSeq and is a predicted model, not a curated record.
CCUCACUGGGCUCAGUCUUGGGCUGGCAGUCCUAGGCUUGACUAGCUGCUCUUCAGAAAAGGAACAUUCUCCUACGCACGCAGCAACCUGUUUCAACACACUGCUUUUGCAGUUUCCCAACCUACAAGCUGUCACUUGGAGAAGUAAAAAUGGCAUCAGCAGCACACUUCACAGAGGAAGAGAUGGCAGAGCUAAGAGAGGCUUUCAGCAAAGUUGAUAUUGGUGGGAAUGGCUUCAUCCACACUAAUGAUUUAACAGAUGUGUUGAAAGCAGCCAAUCUCCCUCUGCCAGGAUAUAAAGCCAGAGAACUUAUUCAGAAUUUGACAACCACAGGAGAUGGCAGGAUCAGUUUUGAUGAAUUUAUUUCAAUUUUCCAGAGCUUGAAGAGCGAUGAUGUUGCUAAAUCAUUCCGAAAACAAAUCAAUAAAAAGGAGGGGAUCUGUGCUAUUGGUGGGACUUCAGAGCAGUCCAGUGCUGGCACACAACACUCUUAUUCAGAGGAAGAAAAGUAUGCCUUUGUCAACUGGAUUAAUAAAGCCCUUGAGAAGGACCCUGACUGUAAACAUGUGGUCCCAAUGAAUCCAGAAACAGAUGAUCUCUUCCAGGCAGUUGGUGAUGGCAUCGUACUUUGUAAGAUGAUCAACUUUUCAGUGCCAGAUACCAUUGAUGAGAGAACAAUCAACAAAAAGAAACUCACCCCAUUCACAAUACAGGAAAAUCUGAACCUGGCCCUGAACUCUGCUUCAGCCAUUGGGUGCCAUGUUGUUAACAUUGGUGCUGAAGACUUGAAAGAAGGGAAACCUUACCUGGUUUUGGGUCUUUUAUGGCAAGUCAUCAAAAUUGGACUCUUUGCUGACAUAGAAAUUAGCAGGAAUGAAGAAUACAGUGAAAAAGGAACUUUGAUUGCUCUUCUGAGAGAAGGAGAGAGCCUGGAGGAUCUGAUGAAGUUGUCCCCAGAGGAACUGCUGCUGAGGUGGGCAAACUAUCAUCUGGAGAAUGCAGGAUGCAACAAGGUCAACAACUUCAGCUCAGACAUCAAGGACUCAAGAGCUUAUUACCAUUUGCUGAACCAAGUUGCCCCCAAGGGAGAUGAAGAAGGCAUUCCGGCUAUUACUAUUGACAUGUCAGGAUUAAGGGAGAAGGACGACGUCCAGAGAGCGGAGUGCAUGCUGCAGCAGGCGGAGAGGCUGGGCUGCCGGCAGUUUGUCACAGCCACAGAUGUAGUCCGCGGGAACCCGAAGCUGAACUUGGCCUUCGUCGCCAACUUAUUUAACAAAUACCCUGCCCUGCACAAACCAGAGAACCAGGACAUUGACUGGAGCUCUAUUGAAGGUGAAACAAGAGAAGAAAGAACGUUUAGAAACUGGAUGAACUCCCUGGGUGUUAAUCCACGUGUAAAUCACUUAUAUAGUGACCUGUCAGAUGCCUUGGUUAUCUUCCAGCUCUACGAAAAGAUCAAAGUGCCAGUAGACUGGAACAGAGUGAACAAACCACCAUAUCCUAAACUUGGUGGCAACAUGAAGAAGCUGGAAAACUGCAACUAUGCAGUGGAACUGGGAAAGAAUGAAGCCAAAUUCUCCCUUGUUGGAAUUGCUGGGCAAGAUUUGAACGAGGGAAACCGUACACUCACACUGGCCUUGAUCUGGCAGCUGAUGAGAAGGUACACACUGAAUAUCCUUGAAGACAUCGGUGGUGGAGAGAAGGUCAAUGAUGAAAUCAUUGUCAGCUGGGUAAAUGAGACACUGACUGCAGCUGGGAAGAAUUCAACCAUCUCCAGCUUCAAGGAUGGCAAAAUCAGCACCAGCAUGCCUGUCCUGGAUCUCAUUGAUGCCAUUCAACCAGGAUCAAUCAAAUAUGACCUCUUGAAAACAGAGGACCUGAAUGAUGAGGAGAAACUUAAUAAUGCUAAAUAUGCCAUCUCUAUGGCGAGAAAAAUUGGAGCAAGAGUCUAUGCCCUUCCAGAAGACCUGGUUGAAGUAAAACCCAAAAUGGUCAUGACUGUGUUUGCUUGCCUUAUGGGAAAAGGCAUGAAGAAAGUCUAAAGCACAAAAGACUUGUACCAGCGGCUGGAAUUCACCCUUCUGAUUCCCUCAAACUGGAUGCUCUUCUCUGUAUCAAGGAAAUAUGCAGGUUACUCAUGCUUUUUAGCAUGUUAUACAAGGUUCUAGGCCAUACAAAAGUUGACAUGUGUGUCCAGGAAAUGUUUUGUUUUGAACAGUAAUAUAUGCUUGAUUUCUUUGCCAUAUUUUCCCCUUUGCUAACCAUUUCGUAUACCUGAAUAAGUUUUCAACGAGACCUAUACAUAUCCUGUUAUUAAUGGACACCAAGGUUAUCUGUCAAAGGUUACCUGGAGAUCUUCAUCUUGGAAGGUACAGGCAGCUUUUAGGAUUAUGAAAUGUUAUAUACUGCUUCUGCCUGAAAGUGUGUUCAUGCUUCUGGUAGUAUUUCUGCCGUACUUUCCUUCAGUUUGCACCUGGGAUUACAAAAGGGGUUUCCCCAUGCCAAUGCAAGUAUUAGUGACUAUAUUUUUGGAAUGGUAGAAUCCUCUUAGGAAACUCUUGUGGAAAUAGAAAAGUGUUUGGGGCCUGCUUUGCGUUGCUGAUAUGUGACCUGGGCAGUACCUUUCCCUGCAAGUUGUGCCUCUGCUGUCACUGGCAUUACUCACAGAGUACAGUACUGCUCACUGAAAAAACAUAUUGUAACCUGGUCCUCCAAAGAACACCCUAACUCUAGAACCUUUGUAAGAAGUUGUCUCCAAAGGAUAAUGCAUUUUUAUGUUAUGAUACACUUAUGCAGACUGCAAAGCACGUUUGAAGUGAAAACCGUGUUAAAGAAACUAAGGGGAUAUGCUCAGCAGCAAUAAUAAAACAGAGGUAAGAAGUGAACCAAAGGGACACAAAGUUACAUACUUACGUGCUGAAUAAAAAUUGAACUCUUAACUUUGCAGACUUGCAUUCAAAGGGCCAUGGCCGUGAUUCAGCAAAGCAUUUAAACAUGUGCUUCGCGUAAUGAGACACAUACUUGAAUGUUUCACUGAACUUGGGCUGGGAUGCUGAAUUGAGAUGAACCAACAUAGCUUUACAAGUAAUAAGGCUCUGUCAGUUUACCUCAGUGGGGAAUCUAGCCCCAUUUGUGGAUAGUCAGUGGGACAUAUUUGCACUGAAUCUCUUUCUUUGGCAUGAGUCAUUUACUGUUUAUGUGGAAUCUGCUGUGGUGAAGUGCAGAAGGAGGACAUUUUGCCUUAAUGCAAUCCCGUUGCCACUGUGUCCAUGUCCCUGCUCCCUCCCUCCCCUCCAGCCCCUUCGGAAUUGCCUUAAUGAAGAACCAAUGUCCAAUGAUGUGAAAAGCUUAUCCAAAUAAAAUGUUCUAUGAAGCCAAA